Musa acuminata subsp. malaccensis (wild Malaysian banana) is the source of this 1107-nucleotide messenger RNA. RefSeq lists its product as uncharacterized. NCBI's taxonomy places the organism in Eukaryota, Viridiplantae, Streptophyta, Magnoliopsida, Zingiberales, Musaceae. The record is from RefSeq and is a predicted model, not a curated record.
GUGUUAGGAUCAACGAUGAACAGAGCUCAAGCUGCAAGAAAGAGCGUGAAGAAACGGCCCCGUUUCUUUUACUCCUCCUCCUCCUCCUCCUCCUCCUUCUUCUUCUUCUUCUUCUUCUUCUUCUUCUUCUUCUUCUUCUUCUUCUUCUUCUUCUUCUUCUUCUCAGACAAGGCAAAAGGGUUCCUCGUUCUUUUCUGUCUUGUCCUCUUCUCAAAAUUCUGUGCUGCCAAAGAAGCCUUAAUUCCAUUCCUUCCAUUAAAAUACGAGUUCAUGGAGAGCGCAAGCACGCAGCAACCGGAUUUUGAUCCAUCACGAGCAGUUCCUAGAGAUUUCCCAUCCAAAGAGGAGCAGAAGGUGCAAGUUCCGGCGAUGGCCGAUGACGAUGAUGACAACAAGAGGAAGAUCGUAGUGAAGUCCGAUGACAGCUUCGUGGCUCUCGACAUCGCGGAACUCGUCGCUGCAACCGAUCAGUGGGAUCCUACUGCGAGCCCACGAGUCCCGAAGCUUGUGAUGAAGAGCCUCUCAAGAAACGGAUCGCAGCGAAGCGGUGACGGCGGCGGAGGAGGAGGAGGUGCAGCCGUCUCCGCCAAAGGUGGGCCCAGCGGAAGGGAUAAGCCGCCUGCGUCGGCACACGUGGCCGUCGAAGGGGAAGCCGGCAGAGGCAGGUGCAGGCGAGCGGCCGGCUGCCGGCGUCCGUCGCUCUGGCGCGACCCCAGAAGAGUCCUAUUCGUCUUCGCUUCCUUGUCGUGCAUGGGAACACUGAUACUGCUCUAUUUCACGCUCUCCAUGGGCAGCAUGACGACCACCGGCGAUGCCGAUUCCAGAUGAUGCAUCAUUUUGGCGCACGCUUCAAACCCCACUGAUUGUUAGAAGAGAGACAAAUGUUUGAUUCCAGUCAUGAUCGAAUCCUUUUGUAUUCCAAUAUGUUGGAUGAUGGAACGAAUAAGAAAAAGAGCACACAGAGAAUACUUGGAUGGUAAGACAAUGAUGCACCGAGACAGCUAUAUACUAAUCUUAGCCUGUAGUAGUGCACAGAAACGAACUUUAUCUCUGUCGAUGGGUUUGAUGCAUAUAUAAUAACUUGAUGCUUCCCUUCCACUAAAUCAA